UAGUUAUCCUCUGUUUGGCUGGUAAGAAAAAGUGAUGAAGAGAAUGAGAAUUUUGAAUUUCGUGUGCUCUUCUUGGUUUAGUUUAAAAGAACAAUGAGUGUAAUUUAUCUAGGUGAUGCUGCUUCUUUAUUCCUUUUCCUUCUAAUUUCGAUGAUUUCUUUCUUUUUUUUUUGUCAUUGAAGUAGAAACCGAAACAUCUGAUUUGGAGUUUUGUUUUCUCGGCAACCAAACGGAAAGUCAGAUGAAAGUAAGCUGUUUAUGAUUUACUGAUCCAAAUUUGAUGUUAUGCGCUUGGUUUCGUAGGGUCAGCUGGGGGUUUGAGAGCAAGAAACACUGGAAAUCCAAGUUGUACUGAUCUAAAAUACCAAGAUUUGAUAGAAAGCCGAAAAUUUAUCUCGUCAGUAACAGUCAAUUCUUGUGGUUAUUUUCAAUCGCUUGGCUACGGUCAUAAGUCCGAGUUGCUAUAACUUUCACCAUGGCUAUCGUCCUAAGUUCUCUUCUGAUAAAGGCAGGGACGGUAUUGACUUCUGAUCACACUUCAGUGGUGUCAAUGAACCUGUUUGUUGCGCUUCUCUGCGCAUGUAUCGUGAUUGGCCAUCUGUUAGAGGAAAGUCGAUGGAUGAAUGAGUCUAUUACAGCUCUUGCGAUUGGUUUGUGCACAGGGAUUGUUAUUUUGCUUACAAGUGGAGGGAGAAGCUCACGUCUUUUGAUGUUCAGUGAAGAUUUAUUCUUCAUUUAUCUUCUACCUCCCAUUAUUUUCAAUGCAGGGUUCCAGGUGAAAAAGAAGCAAUUUUUUCGCAAUUUCAUGACUAUCAUGCUAUUUGGUGCUGUUGGUACUUUGAUAUCAUUUGCCAUCAUCUCAGUAGGUGCUAUACACUUCUUCAAGAAGAUGAUGAAUAUUGGUUAUCUCGAGAUAGGAGAUUAUCUAGCAAUUGGAGCAAUAUUUUCUGCAACCGAUUCUGUUUGCACCUUGCAGGUUCUAAAUCAGGACGAGACACCUCUGCUAUACAGUCUAGUUUUUGGGGAAGGUGUUGUGAAUGAUGCCACAUCAGUUGUUCUUUUCAACGCCAUUCAGAGCUUUGACCUUUCUCACAUCAAUUCAACAAUUGCUUUGCAAUUUGUUGCAAACUUUCUGUACUUGUUUAUUUUAAGCACCUUGCUGGGAGUUUUUGCAGGAUUGCUUAGUGCUUACAUUAUUAAGAAGCUUUAUUUUGGCAGGCACUCUACUGAUCGAGAGGUUGCUCUUAUGAUACUCAUGGCGUAUCUCUCGUACAUGUUGGCUGAACUAUUCUAUUUGAGCGCCAUUCUCACUGUAUUCUUCUGUGGGAUUGUUAUGUCCCACUACACAUGGCAUAACGUGACUGAAAGCUCAAGGGUGACAACCAAGCAUGCUUUUGCUACCUUGUCAUUUGUCUCCGAGAUAUUCAUCUUUCUUUAUGUUGGCAUGGAUGCAUUGGACAUGGAGAAGUGGAGAGUUGUAAGUGAUAGUCCAGGAACCUCAGUGGGAGUGAGUUCAAUACUGUUGGGACUUGUUCUUGUUGGAAGAGCAGCAUUCGUGUUCCCUUUGUCCUUUCUGUCCAACUUGACGAAAAAAUCUCCACAUGAAAAAGUGGCAUUAAAGCAACAGGUUACCAUUUGGUGGGCUGGUCUUAUGCGUGGUGCUGUUUCCAUGGCACUUGCUUACAAUCAGUUCACCACUUCAGGCCACACUAAGUUGCGUGGGAAUGCAAUCAUGAUCACCAGCACAAUCACGGUUGUUCUCUUCAGCACAAUGGUAUUCGGGCUGAUGACUAAACCAUUGGUCAGAAUUUUGCUUCCUUCAUCAAAAGAAAUUACCACAAUGUUCUCCUCCGAACCAUCUACUCCAAAAUCCUUCACUGUCCCGCUUCUUGGCAACGGACAAGAUUCGGAAGCUGGCCAAGGCAACCAUAAUGUUCCACGGCCAACAAGUUUACGGAUGCUACUGAGCACCCCUUCUCACACAGUCCACCAUUAUUGGAGAAAAUUCGACAAUGCUUUCAUGCGGCCUGUAUUUGGUGGAAGAGGUUUUGUCCCCUUCAUACCCGGCUCACCAACCGAGCAGGGUGUUCAACAGUGGCAUUAAGAGGUAAUUGAAAAUCUGAAAUACAGAAGCACUAAUUUAUAAAAGCUUAUAAUUUUAGGUUAGAAUUCGGCUUUCGGUGUGCAAUUUGUUAAUAUAAAAGGAGCUUUUGAGGUGGGGUGGUGAAUCUGGUGACAGCAUUUUUUUUUUUUUUUUUUUUUCAGUGUGAGCUGGUUUUUCUUUUUAAAUCUACAUGUCUUUUUUCUUCCAUUUUGAGUGGUGAUUCUCCAUUUUUGCGUUGUAUAUUGGCAUAGUAGUGGUAAUGUAUUUUGUCCUGAUAGCUUGUACCUGGUAAGCUUGGCCUUGUUUGUAAAACAUUCUGGUGUUUAUUGUAUUCUUAUGUAUAAUGAUUUUUUCAUUUGUUCAAUGAAUCUUCGACCUCUUGAGGUUCGGAUUACUCUG
Messenger RNA from Carica papaya (papaya), 2503 nucleotides. NCBI's taxonomy places the organism in Eukaryota, Viridiplantae, Streptophyta, Magnoliopsida, Brassicales, Caricaceae. The record is from RefSeq and is a predicted model, not a curated record.